Molecule: messenger RNA, 2420 nt
Organism: Dicentrarchus labrax (European seabass)
Lineage: Eukaryota; Metazoa; Chordata; Actinopteri; Moronidae
Gene: znf395b
Product: zinc finger protein 395b
Exons: 10
Coding region: 334-1659 (441 amino acids)
Biological process (GO): regulation of transcription by RNA polymerase II
Cellular component (GO): nucleus
Molecular function (GO): DNA-binding transcription factor activity; RNA polymerase II cis-regulatory region sequence-specific DNA binding
Source: RefSeq, a predicted model, not a curated record
GACAGACAGAGAGUGAGGAUGCUGCUGCUGCUGCUGCUGCUGCUGCUCUGGUAACCCCUCACCUAGAUCAUCCUUUUGUGCACAGCGCGCUGCAGGUUGAUAUCUCUGCGCUCGGUCCAGCUGUCACCGCCUGCAUUGGUUCACCCAGCAGACGCACGUAGGCGCGUAUCCGACCGACCAACCCCCUCUUCCCCCGGCAGACAGACACACUGAAGAGCCGGCUAGCGGCGGGACAGCCAAGCAGCGACGACCCGGGCAGGACAGGACAGAAGUCUCCGCAGACCGAGGAGGUGUGACGCUGUGCUGAGUCCCCUCACUGUGUGCAGCAGCACCAUGGCAGCUAUGGGACCAGAGGACAGACCUGGACCAGGGCCAGGCGGGACGGCUGUCUGCCCGUCGGGACUACAGGCCCGUGUCUCUACAACGACACACAACAGCAAUGGGCCAGACAGACAGCAGACUCUGGUCUAUACGCAGAGCUGUGUCCAGGCUGAGAAAGCUUUCGUGGACAACAAGACAUCAGUUCACCUGCCGCAGAAGGAGGCUGAGAGAGGCUGGAGCAACCUGGGUGUCUUGCGAACUAUGGGACCCACCAUGCACCCAAGCAACUUGUCAGCUACUGGAGAGGCACCACCAUACAGUUUCCGCAGUCCAGAGUCAGUGGAGAUGGAUGAGAUCAUGGCAGCCAUGGUUCUGACCAGUCUGUCUUGCAGCCCCGUUGUCCAGAGUCCUCCACAAACAGAUCCUGGACCAGCCGGCUCAUCAUCACCAGCUGACAUGGAGUGCGGCGGCGGCGAGCUCUCUGACAGUGGCAGCAGCGGCUACUGGAGCUGGGACCAUGGCAAUGUGAGCCCCGCCCCCUCGCCGUCCGUCACUGAGAUGGACAGCAGCCCUGACGAAGGCUUACAUAUGGAACUGGAGCAGGGAGAGGAGCUUAAUGCCAAAAAGCCAAAGAGCUCUUUCAGAGGUGUGUAUAAGUGUCUGUGGCCCAGUUGUGGCAAGGUGCUAACGUCUUCAGUCGGAAUAAAAAGACAUAUCCGUGUGCUGCAUCUGGGCAGUGGGUCAGAUCAGUCACAGAGAGAAGAGGACUUCUACUACACCAAGAUCUCCUGUGAGACCGUGGACACCAGCUCUACUCCAGCUCCUUCCCAGCAGGCUCUGGGCCAGGCCCCGUCCUCUCAUCUCAGCUGGGCCUCCUGCGGUUCUCCUCCGGCCUCGGGGCUCCAGAUCCCCCCAGCUCACAGGCCAAGGUCCAACUCCAGCUCUGGGCCUGGACCGAGCAGGCCCAGUCCGCUCAGCCAGUCGGCCCCCAGCAGCUUCUGGCAGAUCCACUCAGAGCAUCUCUAUCAGGCCUGUAGCCCCGUCCAGGUAUCUGUGGCCUCCAGAAGCCCCAGCUGCCAGGGUUGGACCCCCUCCGCCUCUGGCCACAGUAACACUCCGAUGGUGAAACCUCGCUGCCGGUCCGUCAGUGUCGGGGAACAGUGGCUCCAACAGAACAGGCUUCAGCCUAUGAGUGCGUCGCCCUCCCGCACUCACUGCUCCUUCAGGAAGGGUCGCGGGGAGGCCAAAAAGUGCCGCAAGGUGUACGGAGUGGAGCGCAAGGAUCAGUGGUGCACCGCCUGCCGCUGGAAAAAGGCCUGCCAGCGCUUCCCUGACUAAAAACAGCUGCAGGAUGGAGAGAGAGAGCGUGAGAGGUGGAUGGAUGAAUGACUGAUAAAAGAGACUUAUAUCAAAAAGAGGAUAUAAAUUAGGGCCCGAGAGCCAUCAAGAAAAACAGCUGUUCUCUUACUUCACGUGUUUUUUUUUUUUACUUUCAACUUGUUUUAUUUCUUUCCUAAAGAAAUGCAAAUGGAGUUUUCUGUAUCUUUGUAACUUGAUCCUGAAAACUGAAGUCUGCGACGGUGCUACCUGUUGAUUGAAUUUGACCAUGUGAUGUGCUAAGCCUACAGUACUCUCCUACUUUAUCCAAAGGUCAUAUUAUUGCCCCUGUAGCUCCACUGUAUUAGACUGCUACUUGGCUGUUUUCCUUAUUCCAACCCUCUCUUCCAGUGGUUACACAGUGGUUAUGAUGUACAUGAGAUAGUGUGCUUUGAGUUACGUACGAGUAUUUUAUACCUUUUUUUUAAUUGUCUCGUUCAGCCCGUGUAUUGGGCAGAUUGUUUUUUGGGGGGAAUUUUCAUGUUUUUUGGCACUUUGUUGGAAUAUAAACUCACAAGAAUAAGCUACAUUUGGUUUGACUCAACCAUGUUCCUAUUUCCUUCCUGCCCGCGUGUUGGCAUACGACCAGUGUUAAUGGUUCUAUCCGUGAAGCUAUGGAGUCGUGGUGUUGGGACUAGCAUUAGGGGAAUGAGUUUGUGAUAGCAAUAAAAAAGAGGAAAUAUAUUGUCAAACACAAAUUAAAAAGCACUGAGAAUUUGAAA